This is a messenger RNA of Peronospora matthiolae, 1092 nucleotides long. The record is from the annotation of a GenBank genome assembly. Lineage: Eukaryota; Oomycota; Peronosporomycetes; Peronosporales; Peronosporaceae.
AUGCGAUGCGCGAGCAAGGUCGCCGAGAGCGCGUCCGCACGUCUCUGUUCGGAAGCCGAAGCAGAAACUACAGCAACUGAUGUCUCAUCGGUUGCUGAAGCGACUCAGCCUGUGUCACUUGGUGAUGCAGGUGCUGGUCAUGAAGACACUCAUGUCUUCACAGAGUAUGAGCUCGGAGUCUCAUUCUCUCCUGAUACGGAAGACGGAUCCGUAUCGACUGCGAUCGAAUCCAAGCCGCCUGCCAAGCGUGGCAUGGAUGAUGCUAUGCGUCGUAGCAUCUUUGGUUCAUCUGACGAAUCAGAUGAACAUCGCCGAAGCGAAGGCGCUCGAGGUCGCGAGACUCGGGCGCUAACAGAAGAGCGGGACCGCAGUGUCUUGCGUCUCGCUCCUGAGAAGAAGGCAUGGAUGCCUCCCAAAUCCUUCAUGGAUCACUUGUCGGCGACGACGAGUGAUCGUUAUCGAACACGGUUGUUCGAUUCGUCAAGAAACCAUCACCUUGACCCCAGCGCAAAAAACUUUCGCGCUGAGAAUGAGUUCUUCAUCGAUGCUUUCUUUAGACAUCGGUGGUACAGUGGGAAUCACAAGCGUGAUGGUCCCUCACUACUUAAAGCGUGGAACGCCUACAUCCAUAACCUCGAGGAUGUAGGUCAUGAAGUUUGGGACGACAAACUUAUCAAAGCUCGUGAUAAAAUUGAAAAGCGAACCCCGACAGGUGCACACUACAAGCUGCAUCGUCUGUCAAGGGAGAAAGGAUUACCCUGCCUCUCUUGGGGAGACUCGUGCCCAUGUUGUGUGAACAACUCUGCACGAGCACCUAAGGAGGCUUACCUCCCUAAUAGCCCGUGGUGGCGCGUACGUAUCUCUAGUGAGAUGCACGAAGGGAUUGACAACCUGAAAUCCCUUUACGACCGUGCCGGGAAGACUUUCUCCGGCGGUCCUUCUGCGGCACAGGAUGUGCCGCGUCGUACUGCUCAGCCAGACCCAGUACGUCAGCCAUCAGUUGGGAGCGGUGAUCCCAAGAAUCCCAGGACGGGGGAUAGCCGCGCCACCGGACGAGAUAGCUCGUCCGUUCACGUCGCGGUGGUUCAAUAG